Molecule: messenger RNA, 1482 nt
Organism: Mugil cephalus (flathead mullet)
Lineage: Eukaryota; Metazoa; Chordata; Actinopteri; Mugiliformes; Mugilidae
Gene: nifk
Product: nucleolar protein interacting with the FHA domain of MKI67
Exons: 6
Coding region: 105-959 (284 amino acids)
Biological process (GO): maturation of LSU-rRNA from tricistronic rRNA transcript (SSU-rRNA, 5.8S rRNA, LSU-rRNA)
Cellular component (GO): nucleolus
Molecular function (GO): RNA binding
Source: RefSeq, a predicted model, not a curated record
GUUGGCUCGGCACCACACGUGCAUCCGGAGAGCAGCUAGCCAACGUGCGUGGCUUGCGGAGGCUCUGUCUACAAGCUUGUUUUUAAUCUUCCAAUUUAUGCGAAAUGACCGAAAGUAAAGGAGACGCGGCUAUCGAGCCGGGCAAGGAGCUGCUGGCUCUGAACCCAGCGCAGGAGUCCGAGUUCAAGAAGAAGGUGCGGGAGGUGAAAAAGAAGAAGAAAUCCGGCAAGAGGACUCAUUUAACUCCAGGAGUGGUUUAUGUCGGCCACCUGCCAGUGGGUCUGUUUGAGCCUCAGCUCAGAUCGUACUUCGGACAGUUUGGGAACAUCCUGAGGCUGCGCUUGUCCAGGAGCAAGAAGACUGGUGGAAGCAAAGGCUAUGCUUUUGUAGAGUUUGACUGCGAUGAAGUUGCUAAGAUUGUGGCAGAGACUAUGAACAAUUACCUCAUGGGAGAGAGGCUCAUCCAAUGUCACGUUAUUCCACCAGAGAAGGUGCAUGAGAAGAUGUUUGUUGGCUCCCACAGGGAAUUUAAAAAACCUUCACUUCCUGCCGUGAAACGCUACAACACGAAACACUCGGCAGAGCAGAUUGCCAAGAUGACAGAGAAGCUCCUGCGCAAAGAGUCCAAGCUCCGCAAACGGCUGGCAGCACGCGGCAUCGACUAUGACUUCCCAGGAUUUGCUUCUCAGGUGCCUCCGAAGAAGAAGUCCUCCGAUGCCGCGAAUGCAUCAACGUGUAGUGAUGACACCACUCCAGUCUGCACACCCUCCGUGCUGGAGAGGAGGAAGUCCAUGGUCGCCGGUGACGAUGACGCAGAUGACGAAAUCGUCAUCAAGAUGCCGGCUGUAGAGGUGGAUGAAGAAUGCUCUGGAGAGGAGGAGAGUGAGAGCGAUGAGGACGAGGACGAGGAGGCGGGGGACGACUCAGAAAGUGAGGAAGCAAGUGAAGAGGAGCAGUGAAAAUCUUGAGUGUCGUAUUUUGGACUUCAGAGACUGACUGGCUGUCAGAGUAAAAAUACAUACAUCAGGAUCGUGAACUGUGUCCAGUCUUGAUGUAUGUGAAAUUCACAUUACAACCAGAAAGGCGCUCUUAUAUAAGAUACCGCUCUGAGGGUAUUAUUGUUAGUACCAUGGACGGUGCUGACGCAACCAUCCCAGUGAGCCGGACUGAUGGCAGCAUUUGCGUCUAGACGGCUUUUAACAAAAGCCUCUCUCCAAGAGGUUGUUUCCUUUGCCAUACUAGGCUUUGAGGGAAAGAAAGAUUUGUCAACCUUGUGUUUUGCUUUGUAACAACACUUGUCUAGAAACUUAACUUUAAUUUCUACUCUGUAAAGUAUGAUCUUUAAAAAUAAAUGUGAGAAUGUAUUGUUUAGCUGUUAUUCCAUUACCCGUUUUGUCACUGUAAACAAUAAUAAAAUAAAUAAUAAAAGGCUAAAUGCUUUUCACAUGCCAACACAAUGUCAUGAGAUAGCCAGCAGAGCAA